Molecule: messenger RNA, 1420 nt
Organism: Pleuronectes platessa (European plaice)
Lineage: Eukaryota; Metazoa; Chordata; Actinopteri; Pleuronectiformes; Pleuronectidae
Gene: c3h19orf67
Product: chromosome 3 C19orf67 homolog
Exons: 7
Coding region: 1-1125 (374 amino acids)
Source: RefSeq, a predicted model, not a curated record
AUGACAGGUGUCAAGGGUCGAGUCGAGUUCCAGCUGGAAAACUCCACUCCGGGAUAUGAAAUGAUCGGGGAACGCCCGCAGGAGGACGAGAGCGCAGCUGAGAGGCCGUCAGAGACCGGGGAGUGCAAGUCCAACACCGGCCAGAGAGGUCAACUAACGUCUGCUAUAGCCGAGCUGGAGGAUGGCGAUGAUGAUGAGGGUGAUGAAGAUGCACCGCUGUCGGUACUGGCUGACGUCGCUCUGGCGCCACCCCGCGGUGAUACUGCGUCCUGCAGCUGGGACAGUGAGGCCUACAGCUUUCUGGAGCUCGGAUUCCAGGAGACGUGUAUCCAGUCCAUGCGGCUGCAGCUCCAGUUCCUCCUGAGCCAAGCAGAUGACUUAAUGAAAGGGCAGGAUGAUCAAGAGAGGAAGGCUCAUGCUGCUGCCGUACCAGACUUCCUGUUCACCUGUCAGCCUUAUUUUAACUACGUGGAAUCCACGGCACAGAGAAGCCUGAUGUCCGAGCACACCCCUCUGCGUCAUGAAAUCUACACACGGCUGUUGGACUUCUCUGAGCAGCUGUGUGACAAGUUGGAACAGCUGGUGUUAACCCACGCCAGGCACAGUCUCCUCUGUUUGGAUGAAUCUGAUCCUAGCAGCUUGUCUCACUUCUGCAUCGGUCAGACUCAGCUUGGCCGACUGAGGCUGACAGCGUUCCGCUACUGCUUACCCACUCCGUACAUCCCCCACGUUGACACGGGCUUGUACAAACGGAUGCGGUGGAACGUGGAGACGCUCCCAGACAAACCCCAGCAGGCAGAUGAGAAGCAGGGUGGAGAGAGCGAGGAGAAAGCAGAAACCAUUAGAGAGACAGAGUAUUACUUCCUGUGCUAUGAGGAUAUUCCCAAUGCACACACAUAUGCUGGUGAGGAGAGCCAAAGUGACGUGGUGAGGUUGUGGUCCAUCGGUGGUUGGGUGCAGGUGAACCCAGACCCUGACACAGAGGACAUCAACGAAUGGAUCACGUGUGAGGUCCCUCAGGCCGACUAUCACAGGCUGUUGUUCCUGGGCAGUAAGGAGCCGUCCAGCUGCAAUGCUACAGAGCUCCUGCAGCAGCUGCUGUUGUCACAGCAGACCACUCUGUGACGCUCUGCUCUGUAGGAGGGUGUGUGCAUCUGUGUUAUAGUGCACAUGACAUCUACAUUGAGGUUUCGCACAGCAUUUGGAAAUGGACUGGACCAGUUUUGUUCAAACAGGACGUUGAAGGUAAAUCCUGGUUUAAAUGUGUGUGGAUGCCGUCGUAGAGACACCUGAGCUGAAAUCACCUAACACAACCUCAAGCCAAUUUCCUCGCCCCAUGUAAAAAUUGUUUAAUGCUGUGCACUUUGUGUGAGGUUUUGCUGUACAAUGUUUGUCACUUUAAUCUGUUCAGUGUGUUCUU